Messenger RNA from Apis mellifera (honey bee), 1385 nucleotides. RefSeq names its product diuretic hormone class 2 (gene Dh31). Bases 304 to 627 code for a protein of 107 amino acids. Gene Ontology annotation, biological process: body fluid secretion. The record is from RefSeq and is a predicted model, not a curated record. The transcript has 4 exons. NCBI's taxonomy places the organism in Eukaryota, Metazoa, Arthropoda, Insecta, Hymenoptera, Apidae. Gene Ontology annotation, molecular function: G protein-coupled receptor binding; diuretic hormone activity.
GUUAGAUAGAAUCAAGUAAAAAUCAGAUUACAUAUAGUUACAUAUGCUUUUGAAAACAAAAAAAAAAAUUGAAAGAUAAAAAAUGUGAAAAAUAUAGAUAAUUUAAAAACAACGAAAUAAAGAACGAAGAAGGAACGAACGAAAGGAAAAACAUGGAGUAAAAUGAGAUGAAACGAGAGGAGUUGAGGAUAAGCGAAAGGCUAUAUGGUUAGCCAGGAGACGAGACGAUGCAAGACAGGAUCCGUCGAGGUGGGAGAAUGAUGCGAACGAACGAGAAGGCGAGGUUUAAAAGAUACAUCGAAGAUGCAGCAAGGAAUCAUAUCGUUCUACGUGCUAUUAAUGGUUGUGGGUCUUUUUGUGUCGUCCAAUCUUUCCACGAAUGCUGCACCUCAACAAGGAUAUUGGAGUCAGUUCGAUGAAGAAGAUCCGGAAGCAUUGAUGGAAAUUAUUACCCGACUUGGCCACACUAUGAUACGCAAUCCAGAGCUUGAAAAUAACAAACGUGGAUUGGAUCUUGGCUUGAGCCGCGGAUUCAGCGGAUCACAAGCUGCGAAACAUUUGAUGGGACUUGCCGCGGCAAAUUAUGCCGGAGGCCCCGGCCGUCGACGUCGUUCUGAACAAGCUUAGAUUAAAAACACACAUCGAUCGAUCGCGAUUUCGAUUAUCUCGAAUUUUAACAUCAUAGAUGUUCACUCAUGCGCGUUCUUUCUUGCAUUCGUUCGUAAAGAUUUCUGUUCUAUCAAUAUUAUAAAUUAAAUCUAUAUUUAUUUUAAAUUAUAAUUUUCUAUUUCUAUCCAAUUCGUAUAUUUUUUUAAUUUAUUCUAUUUUGAUAGUAAAGUAAUCAAUUAAAUUCUAGUCAUCGUUUUAGUUAUAAAAUAAAAUCUUCAUUACGUGUAUAAUUAUCAGAAUUCACGAGAAAACAUAUAUAGGUAAAAUUAUAUUAAAUUACAUUAUUAAACAUUGUACGAGAAAUUAUGAUCGAUCGAAUAUUCCUGUAAUUGAAACUAAUAUGAAAAUCUGUUAUUUUUCGAUCAUGCUUCUCAUAGAUUCAACGAAGCAAUGUUUUCCUUUGCGCAAGAAUGUUUUCAACGACAAUUUCGAUGCACAAUUCUAAUCGAGAUGAAUGUAAAUUAUAGAAAUAUUUCUCCGUUAACAAAUCAAUAUUAAUAAUAUAUUAUUAUAUAUAUAAAGCUUAAUACUUAUAAUACAUCAUUGUACUUUAAUAUAUCAUAAGUAUAUGAAUGAUUAUUAUUUAUUUCUUGAAUUAGUUAUAUAUUUUAUACCGAUUAUGUUUUCGAACGAAUGCUGUUGAAUCCAACGGUCAACGUAUCAAUACGUAUGUAAAAUUAAUGAAAAUAAAUCCAAUGUACCUUUCUUUUGCCUUA